GUGGAAGAGGGCGGUCGUGCGUCCCUGGCCGGGAUCUGCGAGGGGGACGAGGUGGUGUCGCUGAAUGGAGAACCCUGCGGCGAGCUUUCCCUCCCAAAAGCAAUUGCUCUCAUUGACGCCUCCGUCGACUGCCUGCAACUACUGGUUAAAAGGUAACCUCAAGCGCUGGAUUUUUUACUAUUAACUGCAACAUUGUUUCUCAAUCAAUUUUUGAUGGGAGAAGUCAGGGUGUGCACAUCAUCUCAACCUCGGGGUGCUACCAGGAUUGGGGUCAAUUUGAAUUGAAGGCAGUCAAUUCAGAAAGUGAUAUGCCCUUUUUUCAAUUACUGAAUUCAGUUGACUUCUUUAAUUGACUUUAAUUCAAAUACACCCCAAACCUGGGUGCUACCGGUUUAUCAAGGUUUAACCAUCCCCAACUCAAUUCUCUCAAAACCUACUGCUGCAUUGGUCUGAUUAACUGGGCCAUGAACUACAAAGCAUGGUUCAACACAACAAGCACCAGUGUAUUUGCCUUUAGACAACAUGACCUGCCCUUGUACACAGUUGCGUGGCCUGGAAUAUGGUAAGCAGACGGACAGAUAGAGUGGCUUUAUUGGCAAGUGUGUUGACCUUUGAGUGGCUUGGCUGCUGACGAACCAGCUGCCCGCUCAACAAGCAGCUGUUAAACAGUUACUCAGCGGGCAUCACACACCGUGUGCCAUGGGAUAUUGGUGCCAAUGCCCAUAUGUAAGGCAUCAUUUAGGUCACCCGGCGGGCACACAGUCCCUUUGAAAGUGGAUCUUGUUACUCUAAAGUGGCUACCCGUCUUAUUUCCCCAUCAUGCAUAGCACUCUGACGUCAACAGACUCGAUGGGUGAAAAGCAAUAUGGUGGCAAAGCUUCUUAGCCAAUUGUAGGACUUUAACCAUGCCACUUCAAGUCUCUGGUGAUAGAAGAAACACAGACCAGCUCACACUCAAGAUUUGGUUCUGAGUGCAGAGAUUAUGCAACUUUGAACAUAUCUCUCAUCCUCUUCCCUUUGGUUGCUGGGCUCCAAUUGACUCCAAUGCAAUAACUGUGGUCACAGAAUGACAUUCUGUUUUCCUCUAUGACGCUGAAAGGGGAAAUUAAGUGGGGCCCAAUUGAAAUGUGAUUACUUUCCACUUCAGUGCUUCACUCCAGUCAUUUAACAUGAGGGACGGAGAUUGAGUUUGCUUGAUUAAGGUGGCCACUUGAGGGCCAGCGGUUGAUGAGAUGGCUUUAGUUAACACAAAGGGCAAGUGCUCUGGUGCGCAGCACAAUAUUCAAUGAUAUUGCAUAUUGGAAAUCCAGAAACACUAUAGUUUUGUUAUUAGAUGUUCUAUGCCAGUCCCCAGAUAACAGACAUAUAAACACAGUAUGCACAGUUUCAUCACUUUGCUAAGUACUAACAAUUUUCAUUGAACUAUUGUAUGAUGUGUUAUGCUCUUCACUCCCCCCCCCCCCCCCCCCCUUCAUACAGAUGGCGCACCCUAUCUCCCAAGGAUUUUCAUUCAGAGGAGACCUACUUUGGCACAAGGGAGUCCUCCCUUCGCAUCCUGUCCCCUGGCAGGUCCCAACCACCCAGGGAGCUCUACAUCGCCGAUUCCCAGGACGAGGCCUAUUAUGGGGUGACGGAGAGCGACACGGAGGCCCCCGGAGGGAUCCACCUGGUCCGCACCCAGCUCUACGUACCCGCGCCUGAGGAGUGCCAGUUCCCCAGAGGAAGAGGGGACAAAGGUCGAGCGGGACCCCAUGGGGGAAGUUUCUCCCCGGGGGCAAUGGUGGAGCUACAGUUGUCCCUCGCCGAACACACCCUGGAGGAUCCUGUCUGCACCUCCCUGGGGAGUGCUCUUGGAAUAGAGGGGGAGAUUCAGGCGAGAGAGGCCCUCAAGAACGAGGCCCUCCUUCACACCACCACCCACUCUCUCUACGUCCCUGGCCCAGCUAGGGAGCCCCUGGGUCAGCAUGGAGUGGUGCUGAGCUCCCCCUCUCUGCUAGGCCAGGUGGAGGUCACCCUACAGCACCCAGCAGCCGGGAGGGGCUCUCCUCGCCUGGUAGAGGGGAUGGGCGCCUAUGGGGCCAGUGGAGGUGUUGGUGGAGCCCCCGGGAAGGAAGGAGGAGGGAAAAGCCAGGGAGCUCCCACCUCCUUCACCGUCUCCUUUGGAAUGCCCGCAGAGGGGGCGGAGCCGGCAGAGGAGCGAGACUCUGAUUCAGAGAAGGACCUUGAGAAACCCAACAAGCACCGGGCCAAGCACGCCAGUGAGUACCCCAUACCUUUUCCCUUACACUUAUCUCACUGCCACUAGUCAUCCUUUGUGUGUGUAUGAGUGUUAAAUUAGUAUUGUCUUAUAGGGUGCACUGACUCAGACCUUAAUAGCAGACUGAGAUAGCAAUGCUGUGAACUGCAUUUGUUAAUGCAACUCUGGGUGGCAUGUGUGCAUUCCUUAGCCCGGUGCUCUGGUGCACACUAAAAUGUGCCCCCCAAAAUAGUAGAUGAUCUCUCUUACUUGGGAAGGGUUUGUUUGGAUUGAAGCCUAAAUUAUACUAGUAGUGUCCAGUUUGUAGUAUCCAAGAUCACUGAAGGCAGGAUUGUGGCAAUAUACUGUAUAGAUAGAUUAGAUAGAUAGAUUAGAUAGAUUAGAUAGAUUAGAUAGAUUAGAUAGAUAGAUAGAUAGAUAGAUAGAUAGAUAGAUAGAUAGAUAGAUAGAUAGAUAGAUAGAUAGAUAGAUAGAUAGAAAGAGGGGAUGAGAAGAAACAAUUCUCAUAAAAAAUAUAUACAUUUAAAAAAUGCCCUAUCAAAUGUUUUCCUCUAGCUUUGAAUAGGGGCCUGAUGAGGAUGUGUCUUCCAGAGAUAGAUAGGGCAUUACAUUGAGCCGUGCAGGGGGACAUAAAUCAAACCCCAGCGCGUUGAUGAUGCCUGCAGAAGUGCUCUUUGACGGACACCAGCAUAUGCUGCACUGCCCCGUUACCCGAUCCUUUAAAACUGCAUGUCUUAGCCUGCGCCUUAAAGAGAGCUUCGCUCACUACUCCACGUCUUCCUCCACCUUGAGGUUAGUCUACUGGGGGAAAUACAAAUGUAAGGAUGGUUUCUUUUAUAAAUCACCGCUUUGUGUUUGUGUAUGUGUGUGUAUGGUUGGGGCCGUUAAAGAGUUUGUGGACAUGCCUGUCGUCGCCUCGGGUUCAGGUGACAGAUCCGUGAGUGGAUUUACAGAAAAGGGGGAAAGGUGCUUGGGUGCUGGUGAACGCACUUCUGUCCCACAGGCUAAUUUAAAUAUUUUCUAUGCUCUGCCAUUGGCUCAAACUAAUUGGGCCACCCGUUGAAUAGGCUGUCACAGCUGUGUUAAUAUCAUGUAUUAUCGGGAAACAAACGAGGAGUAUAUUAGGCAUGGGUCAGAUAAUUAGGUAAUUGCUUUGCAUGUUAAUUGAAUAGAGAUUGUGUAGAUUGAAUGAUCAAAUCUGUGAUUUAUAUAUAUAUUUUUUUAUUUUAUUUAUUUAACCUUUAUAUAACCAGGUAAGCCAGUUGAGAACAAGUUCUCAUUUACAACUGCGACCUGGCCAAGAUAAAGCAAAGCAGUGCGAUAAAAACAACAACACAGAGUUACAUAUGGGGUAAACAAAACAUAAAGUCCAAAAUACAACAGAAAAUAUAUAUACAGUGUGUGCAAAUGUAGCAAGUUAUGGAGGUAAGGAAAUAAAUAGGCCAUAGUGCAAAAUAAUUACAAAUCUUGGCACUGAGGUAAAGGGCUUUGAAGACCAAUUAUAAGAUUAGGACCAGGAAAGUGUUGAGUGAAUGAUGUCUAUGAAAAUAUCAAUUUAUAGGUUAUUGAUUGCAUUUGUCAUUUGAGGGAGUUUUACAAAUUCGUUUUUGAUUGAAAUAUUUCAAUAUAAUGGGCUGAGUCAAAUUGUCUGCAUUGAUAUUUAGCUUAUGCUGCCUUUAAGUAACUAAUAACAUGAUUUGAGUUUGCAGUUUGUCAACAUUUUUGCCAUUUGGCAUGUCUGCCAUUUAAAGAGUAAUUGUUUAUAUAAAGUGAAAGUGAAAUAUCAGUGAAAGUGACUAGUGAGUGGUUGCGUUAAUGUAUUUAGAUAUGUUUUCACAAUGCCAUUAGGGUGGAUGUUCAGUGUUAAGAUGUAUUCAAGAUUAUCAUAAACUUGAGAAAAUGUGGUUGCAGUACUGGUAUCUGACAACAGUGCAACUUUGUGUGGCAAACAUAAAUCAAACAACGGAAAAGUAAUGAAUCAAAGUAAUUCAAACUGCAGAUAAAAUACAGUGAGCUCCAAAUGUAUUGGGAAAGUGACAAUUUUUGUUGUUGUUUUGGCUCUGUACUCCAGCACUUUUUUUUAAAAUGAUACAAUGACUAUUUAAUUUGAGGGUAUUUUCAUCCAUAUCGGGUGAACCGUUAAGAAAUUACAGCACUUUUUGUACAUACUGUAGUCCCCCCAUUUUAGGGGACCAAAAGUAUUGGGACAAAUUCACGUAUAUGUGUAUUAAAGUAGUAGAAUGUUAAGUAUUUGGUCCCAUAUUCCUAGCACGCAAUGAUUUCAUCAAUCUUGUGACUCUACACAUUUGUUGGAUGCAUUUGCUGUUUAUUUUGGUUGUGUUUCAGAGGAUUUUGUGGACAACAGAAAUGAAUGGGAAAUAAUGUAUUGUGUAAUUCUGGAGUCACUUUGUUUGUAAAUAAGAAUAGAAUAUGUUUCUAAUCACUUCUACAUAAAUGUGGAUUCUACCACGAUUACAGAUAAUCCUGAAUGCAUCAUGAAUAAUGAUGAGUGAGAAAGUUACAGAAGCAUAAAUAUCAUACCCAAGACAUGCUAACCUCUCACCAUUACAAUAACAGGGGACGUAUGAUAUUUGUGUGUCUAAUUUUCUCACUCAUUAUUCAUGAUUCAUUCAGUAUUAGCCGUAAUCACCAUAGCAUCCACAUUAAUGUAGAAGUGUUUAGAAACAUAUUCCAUUCUUAUUUACAAUAAAGUGACUCCAAAAUGACACAAUACAUUAUUUAGCAUUCAUUUCUAUUGGGCACAAAAUAAUCUGAAACACAACCAAAACACAACCAAAAAUACUAAACUUUUUACUACUUUAAUACACAUGUGAAUUUGUCCCAAUACUUUUGGUCAACUAAAAUAGUGGGACUCUGUACAAAAAGUGCUGUAAUUUCUAAAUGGUUCACCCGAUAUGGAUGAAAAUGCCCUCAAAUUAAAUUCGAAGUGCUUGAGUACAGAGCCAAAACAACAAAAAAUGUGUCACCAUCCCAAUACUUUUGGAGCUCAGAUAGGAAGGGAUUAAUUUAUAAUAUUUUACAUGUUUUAAGAAUGCAUGAUAUUUUUACGAUGCAUGUGCAUCCAAAUUGAAUGAUUUGUGGUGGUUUCAGUUCUACCCAAGCUAUUAUUACCCAUAAUAUGCAAUUAAAUGAACUAGACAACAAAAAGCAACCAUUUGAAAUAUCCCUCUUCUCUCUCCCUCUACCCUCUCUUUUCCUCUCCCUCUCGCAGGGCUCAGGCGCAGUGAGAGCCUGUCAGACAAGCAGGUGAAGGAGGCUAAGUCUAAAUGUAAGCGCAUUGCUAUCCUUCUGAAUGCUGAAGCUCCCAACCCCAACAACAAGGGGGUGUUGAUGUUCAAGAGGCAUCGACAGAGGGCCAAGAAGUACACACUCGUCAGCUACGGCACCGGUGAGAGCGAACCAGAGUACGAGGACGACGACAGCGACGACGAAGAAGACUACGACAAAAAAGACGCCAGAGCGAUCGAAUUCACCCUUGUAGCCACCUCCAGCGGAUCAGAGCUCGAGGAGGACUUCAUCACCAAUGCCCAGGGCGGUGGCAGAGUGCUAACCUUCGACUGGGACACAGGACUACUCGAGAUCGAGCGCAAGCUCAACUCCAGAGAGGAGAUGGAGCAACUGCCCAACACCACAGGCAAGGGGGGCACAAUGUUCGCUCAGCGCCGCCAGCGCAUGGACGAGAUCGCAGGCGAACAUGAGGAGAUGAGGCGCCAGGGGAUUCCCGUGGAGGGGGUACGGGAGGUGCAGAAGCAUGCAGCCUACCAGCAGAUGGAGGAGCGCUCGUACAUGCAGGCCACCACAGAGAGCCAGGCCUACAUGGACUUUAGCGUGCACCAAAAGCAACAGCAACAGCAACAGUAUCAAAAGUACCAAGAGCAGCAGUACUACGAGCAGCAACAGCAGCAAUACCAGCAGCAACAACAGUACGAGCAGCAGCAAUACCAGCAGCAACAACAAUAUCAUCAACAACAGCAGCAGCAGUACCACCAGCAGCAAGAGUACCAACAACAGCAGCACAUUCAGCAGUACUCGUCUAACAUGAAUGGCGUAGCCAACCACCAAACCAAUGAAAUGCAGAGUUCCAUGAGCAAUCGAACUGCCCAACCCUUCUCAUUACAAAACCGGAUGUCCGCCCUGUUUUCUCCCCCUGUGACUGGGAACAACCAAGAGACGAUGGGUCAGGGGGAGCAGAUUGCCUCACGUGACGAGCGCAUUUCGACGCCGGCAAUCAAGUCUGGGAUCUUGCAGGACACAAGGAACAGGUUCAAGGGCAAGCCAAUGUUCAAUUUCAAACAAGCACCCAAAGUGUCACCCAACCCCGAGCUUCUAAAUCUCCUCAACAGGAGUGACAAGAAGUUGGAUUUCGAGUCAUGCACGGAAGAGGACUACCUUAGCUUGGGAGCUGAGGCUUGCAACUUCCUCCAGUCACCAAGGGUCAAGCAUAAGAUGCCUCCACCAGUCGCUCCCAAGCCCAUCAUUAACCCCAACUCUCCGCCCUGGUCCCCUCAGCCUGAGCUGGCCAAGCAGGAGUUGCCACUGCAUACUGAAAAUAGCGUCCCUGCACCUGCUGCAGCCCCCGAGACCGAGUCCGCCCCUGCUCCAGAUCUGGCCCCAGAGCCCUCCCCCCCUCUUGAACCCCAGGAAGCUACUGUUCCUGCCAAGCCCCCCUCUCCAGACAAACACAGAUAUAGUCCCCCAGUGUCCCAGGCACAGCAGCAGCAGCCCCAACAAGCGCCAGCCUGGGGAGGAAAUGGUCCUUCUCCAACUCAGCCUCAUUCGCAACCGGAGCCUCAAGUGAGUUCCUGGGCUCCGUCACUGACACAGGCUUCACAGCAGCCACUUGUGAGUACUUGGCCACCUGCUGAAAUGAACCAGCAGGCUCCAGCUCCAAGUCAGUCCCCACCACAGCUCCCUUGGGUGACUCCCCAACCACCUCCUCCUCAGCCUCAGCCUCAGCCACCCAUGAAUUCUUGGGCUCCAGCACCUGCCCAGUCACAACCCCAAUGGGUUCAACCUCAAGAACAGCAACAGCCCCAGGCACCUUGGGCUCAACCUCAAGAACAAGCACAGCAACAGCCCCAGCCACCUUGGGCUCAACAACCUCAGCCUCAGUCUCCACAACAGGCUUGGCCCCAGGCCCAAACCCAGGCCCAACCUCAGCCACCUUGGAUGUCAUCACCUCAGCCUCCAAUGAAUGCAUGGACAACACCACAGAGCCAGGCCCAGCCACAACAGCCACCUUGGGCCCAACCAGCCCAACCCCAACAUCCAGCUCAGCCCCAACCCCCUAUGAAUGCAUGGGCCCCAGCACCUGCUCAGGCUCAGGUCCAGCCUCCCUGGGCCCAGCAACCUCAAGAGCAAGCACAGCCACCCAUGAAUGCCUGGGCCCCAGAUCAGAAUCAGGCCCGGCCACAGCCACCUUGGGUCCAACCACCUUCAACCCAAUCCCCACCCCAGCAAAACUGGCAACAGCCACAUCCACAGCAGGCAUCCCUACAGCCAUCUAUGAAUGCAUGGGCCCCAGCUCAGGCACAGCCUCAGACACACACAAGUACCUGGGCCCCACAACCACAGCAAGCCCCAGUGAAUACUCAGACCCGAAUGGACAGAGUGUGUCAACCUUCUCCAAAACCUUGGAAUGCUCCACAAAGUGCUCCCCGUUCUACUCCCCCACCUCCCCCACAGCGAAAUAA
Messenger RNA from Coregonus sp. 'balchen', 7971 nucleotides. Lineage: Eukaryota; Metazoa; Chordata; Actinopteri; Salmoniformes; Salmonidae. The record is from the annotation of a GenBank genome assembly.